AAAUUAAUUAAUGCCUAUCUUGUGCCUUUUGUCGCUUGCCAAACUGAGGUCCCUUCCUGGCUGUAACCGUCCAAAUCCAAAUCCUGUCGACAAAUAUUUCCAAAUCUUGAAAAAUCAGAAAGGCUCAUUACAAGCUGUUACAGACUAAGGAUCUUCGGCGCCAUUGCAUGCGAAAAAUGUGAAAGAGUUGGAUCUAGCUCUUUCAGAUUUGAUCUGCGCUUGUCUAUCAUUUCCAAUGUUCAUGUAGCUUCUCGGUUUGAUAUUUUCUGGGUAUUGGAUAUAAUGGAAAUUUCUACCGUUACUUCUCCACGAAUGAGGUCAGAUCAUCUAGAAAAGGAACGAUUGAAGGAAACCCAUCAUGGUCAAAGUUUUGAGCUACAAUCAUCCCAUGAUGCUACUCAUCCUAACCACCGAUUCCAUUCGACGAGUGUUUUAGAGAUCUUAAGAGAAACUGUUAGGAUUUUACGGUACAAUUGUUCUGGUUUUAUGAUCAUUUUAGCUUUGUUAAUUUGCCCUGUAUCUGCAGUCCUUAUGUCUUCUAAUUUGUUAGUUGGUGAAUCCAUUGUGAACACUCUAACUGUUAGACUUUUGUUAGUUGCUAAAACUAGUGGAGUUCCAUUCAGACCUUUCAUCAAACAGUCGUGCCAACAUUUAGUUGAGACGGCUGUUUCCUCAGUAACAUGCUUCCCUUUGCUCAUUACAUUUAGUUUGUUAUCAAAGGCUGCUGUGGUUUAUUGUGUACAUUCUACUUAUUUGAAGGAAUCAGCUGAUGUUUCCAAAUUCUUUGUGAUAAUUCGAACGCUUUGGAGGCAGCUUGUUUCUUCCUAUUUGUGGAUGUGUAUGGUAAUUGUUGGUUGUGUGACAACUUUCAUCAUUUUUCUUCUUGUGGCAUGUAGUGUACUCUCUGUUCUUGGGUUUUCACCUGAUAUAAUUGUCUUUGCGAUGAUAAUGGUUGGGCUCGUUUUUGCAAUUGUUUUCGCCAACGUUGUUGUUGUCUGCGAUAUGGGGAUUGUAAUGUGUGUUUUGGAGGAAGUUUGGGGAGUACAAGCAUUGGUUCGAGCCGGUGUCCUAAUCAAGGGGCAGACUCAGGUUGGUCUGUUGAUAUUUCUUGUAUCUACAAUUGGAUUGACAUUUGUGGAGGGGUUGUUUAAACAUAGGGUACAGACGUUGAGUUAUGGAGACGGGUCUUCUAGGAUCUGGGAGGGGCCUUUGUUGGUGAUAAUGUAUUCGUUUGUGGUGCUUGUUCAUUCCAUGAUGAAUACAGUUUUCUAUUUCAGUUGCAAAUCGUACACUUCCGAUGACCAUCAAUCAAUGUUGUUCUGAAUUUAUGGGUGUUAAAUGAUAUCAUGUACAUUGCUACGUGUAGAUUCGGAUAUGGUUGCCAGUUCCAUUCUUGGAGUACUAAAGGAGAGUUGUUGUGGUUGGUUCGGUAGAACUCCAACAAGCAGGGUUUUCAGCUCAUGAGUGCUAAAGAUGAUCCUCUCAACCCUUCCAAAGACAUUCAUGGCUCAGGUGCAUAAAGUUUCUUGUAUUCUAAGAACAGACAUGAAACAAUUUGAUUCUAUCCUCGUACUUCCUUUUGUAUUCCUUUUGUAUUCAUUAAGGGUGUGCUUGGUUGGGUGAAAAA
Molecule: messenger RNA, 1627 nt
Organism: Gossypium raimondii (Peruvian cotton)
Lineage: Eukaryota; Viridiplantae; Streptophyta; Magnoliopsida; Malvales; Malvaceae
Exons: 2
Coding region: 283-1323 (346 amino acids)
Source: RefSeq, a predicted model, not a curated record